AUGUCCCUCUUGAAGCGUACAAGAAGUGGCUGGGGGCAAACAAACGGCUCCGCACUCCGUCCAGUACAGCCGCGCAAGGCAGCUCGGGCGUUGUUUUGCAGAAUUGUGCGCUGCGGCUGCUACCGCGGCGGGGGCGCGUGCGCCGCUGCCUGCGGGAGGAGGAACUCGCGCCUCCGAGCCGGCAUGACAGCCGUCGGGGGCCCACGCACCGGACGGCGGUCCACCAGGCGGCGCGCGGGUGCCCCGGUGGACCUCCAGCCCCGGCCGCAAGGGGAACAGGGCCACCAACGCCACGGGUACCCGCAACGGCCCCGGCAGGCGUCCGACCAAAGGGGCCCAGAGGGGAAGAGACACCCCCAACUUCUUCAGCCCGAUCAGGCACUUCCCAUCCCACCACUACUGCCGUUGGUGGAGCCACGACGACGACGACCACCACCACCAGCGGCCCAAGUGCUGCGAAACACACCAAAAGCAACGCGGACGGCAGUGUAA
Molecule: messenger RNA, 492 nt
Organism: Trypanosoma conorhini
Lineage: Eukaryota; Euglenozoa; Kinetoplastea; Trypanosomatida; Trypanosomatidae
Exons: 1
Coding region: 1-492 (163 amino acids)
Source: RefSeq, a predicted model, not a curated record